UCCGUAGGACUUCCCGUGAUGCACCAAUCUUCACUUGGACUCGCUUGAUGCUAAUUUUGCAUUGUUUUUUCUUCUUUGGGGUUUCUGGUACAGAAACAAUGGAGAGCGACUGUACGGACUAACAUGUAUUAGCUGAAUUUGUACAAAUUUACGGACAAACGUGUUUGUUUUUGGACGUUGAAGACAGGGUAGCCAGCCUGUUUCGUGUGCCAUGUGGGAGUAAACCCUCCCAAAAGGUGCCAUGCUUGCCACGCAGAUGCCAGAAACGCCACCAGAGACCAACGAUUACAAACAGAUUAAAGAGAAGCUGGCCCAGUCGCUGAAAGGCCUGCAGAGACGAUAUGUGACGUCGGACGCUGUAGUCACCAGUGAGGAUGGGGACGCAAACCUCCUCUGCUGUGCUCUGGAGGCCAUCUUCAUCCAGGGGAUCAAGAGCAAGUACAUCCGCUCUGAAGCUGGAGGCCGGAGCAGGAAAGCAGACAGGGGACCGCUCCCUCAGCCUUUCUUCUGGAGCCUCCUCAAGACUGUCACCCAUCGGGACGUGAUCACGGAGCUGGAGAAGAUCAGCUUUGUGGGCACGGACGUGGGCCGCUGCCGAGCGUGGCUGCGGCUGGCCCUCAACCACGGCCUCCUGGAGUGCUACCUGGCCUCGCUGUUUCGCGAAGACUCCUGGCUGCGGGCCUACUAUCAGCCCCAGGCCCUGCUGCUGAACGCGGAGGAGCGGGAGGUGCUGCUCAGCUACCUGCAGGGCCUGGCCUCGCUCACCUUCAGCCUCUCCUACAAGUCGGCCGUCCUCAACGAGUGGACCACCACGCCUUUGGCCCUGGCCGGACUCUGCCCCCUGACCCAGGCGGACGCGCCCGACUGCCCGCUCAAUGGCGGCGACCUUCCCGUCUCCAGGCCCACGCGGAAGGAGUCCUGGGACACGGUGUCCCAGUCGUCCGGCUCCUCGGACGCACCGGACGUGCAGAGAGGGUGCCCGGUGCUGCAGGCCAGGGGGUCGGGCGGGUUCCAGGGAGGAAGGACGGCGCUGAACUCGUCCAAUCUAAGCCUGGACACCACGGGGUCCUCGCAGCUGUCGUCCAGCCUGAGCUCCGACAGCCUCCUGCAGGGGCAGGAACCCCGCAGCCCGACGGGGGAGCAGUGGUCAUCAGGGGACCUGGACCUGCCCAUCAGUAUUACCGUCGGCACCAAGAGGCCCCAAAAAGACGUGCUGUCGGACUUCCGGGAGAGUGGACACUGCAGUCAGGACUCCAUGCGCGAGGACUCGUUUGUCUCCAGCACCGGAGCCGACCAGCUGUCUGAGAAUGCCACGUUCAGCGGCUCGGACAGUGAAACCCAAGGCCCUGCUCCGACAUCCCCAGACUCCGGGGACCACAUCCCCGAUUCCCACUCGCAUCUCCCACCAUCAUCCCCCGAGCUGCCAUCAUGUGACGAGCAAGCUGACCACCGAUGCUCCCAAGAAGCAUGGGAUAGUGCCUUGGACUUACAGCCAGAAGCAGCCAUUUUCUCCCUGGGCAGCGAAGCUGGGGAGUCUGUGGGGGAAGCGCGUGUGACCGGAGAGGAGAGCAGUAAACCCAUCCAGAAAACCCAGCGGACAGAGAAGUCACAGGAAAACGGGUUCAAGUCACAAGAGCUUAAAGGUUCGCGUUCUGCCAGCAUCCUCUGCAAGAAAUCCUCCUCAGAUGCACUUCCACACUCCCGUUCUUGGAUAUCAGAGGAGGACAUCUACAAGCCUCACCCGGAGGAGCAGCCGGACAAUGAGGACGUGUCCCCUCCUGCUCCCACGGCUGAGCUGUGUGCCUCUCAGUCCCCUCCCAGCGUGGUCCAUCGCAGACAGAUAGGGCUGUCCAACCCCUUCCGGGGCCUGCUGAAGCUUGGCCACCUGGAGCGGCGAGGCGCCAUGGGGCUGUGGCGCGACUACUACUGCGAGCUCUCGCCCUUCGAGUUCCGGCUGUACGUGAACGCGGAGGAGAGGACGUGCUGCGACAACUGCUCGCUGCUGCGCUGCGAGGACGCCCGCGUGGCGUCGCCGGAGGGCCGCUUCGAGCUGGCCUUCCCCGGAAAGAGGAUCUACCUGCGGGCGGCCAAUCACGACGAAGCGGAGGACUGGGUGGACCGAAUCGCGGAGGCCGUCAACAAGUGCCGGCCGGCGCCGCGCGCCGACGAGCAGUGGGAGGUGCUGCAGCCCCCCGGGGAGAACGGAGUGGACGAGCGCGCGGCGCCGCCUCCAAACUCCGCCCCCUCCAGCCCCGAGCGGGGCGCCCCCGACACCGAGACGAGCCGGGGGCAGGAGGCCGCUCCGCCCCCACAGGAGCUCAGCUGGACUCGGACCGCCGACCUGGAGAGCGACGCUCUCAAAGAGGCAGUUUUGUACUUCUCCAAAGACCCGGACGCCCGGACCUGGGCCCCCUUGGUCUUCUCCCUCUCUUUAGAGGCCUUGAAAGGCUUUCAGGUACAGAAGGGAAGGAAGCUGCUGCGUCUGACCCACCCCAUCGAGGAGAUCCGGGACGUGGUGCCCGACGUCUCCCUCGGGGGUCCGGACUUUUUCAAACUCCUGACUGUCAGGGAGACGCUGAGACUCAGGGCCGAGAACCAGGAGGAGGCCCGCACCUGGAGGGUUUUGAUCCGCGGAGCUCUGGACUCUUACCUGGAAAGUGGGGAGGAGGGUCUUUCGGAGGAGCCCGUUUCAGUUUCCUGUUCGGGCCUGUCUGGAAAUCUGCACAGACUGGUCCAACACAGACUAAAAGAAGACGGGGCACUUCUGGUUCACCUUUCCAGAGUUCCCUCAGAGAGGGGGCUGGACACUCAGAGCUUUAAAUGUGCCGACUGCCCUCAGCAGAUCGGGCCGUCCCGGGGCAGAGCCAGGCUGUGCGAGUUCUCAGGCCUGUACUACUGCGAGUCCUGCCACAAGGGGGACACCAGCAUCAUUCCAGCACGCAUGGUGCACAACUGGGACCUCACGCAACGAGAGGUGUCAAAGCGAGCCGUGCGCCUGCUGGCGAAAGUGGAGCAGGAGCCCCUGCUCAACCUGGAGGCGCUGAACCCGGAGCUGGUGAAGCACGCGGAGCCCCUGGCCCGGGCCCACGGCCUGCGGCAGAGGCUGCGCCUGCUGGGCGACUACCUGCUCACCUGCCGCAGCGGCGCCGUCAGGAAGCUGCAGGCCAGGAUGGGGCAGCGGCUGUACCUGCUGGAGUCCAGCCACCUGUACAGCAUCCUGGACCUGCGACAGAUAGCAGAGGGCCAAUAUGCGGCCUUCCUGAUCGGCCUGGUGCAGCACGCCUCUGACCACGUGCUGCACUGCGACCUGUGCACCCAGCGGGGCUUCAUCUGCCAGAUUUGCCACUCGGACGACAUCAUUUUCCCCUUCCAGUUCGACUGCACCACCAGGUGUAAAGACUGCAAAGCUGUUUUCCACCUGGCCUGCAACUCCUCGGUGCAGUCGUGCCCUCGCUGUCAGCGCAUGAGGAAGUAUCUGGAGAGAGACCUGCAGGACUGAGCCCCCCCAGCACCCACGGAGGGACGAGUUUAACAGACAACCGCUUAUUCAUUAAGUAACCUCAAGUGCAAUUAAGAUUGCGGCUGACCGGCCCGGACGGACUUCAAAAAGGGGGCAGAGAGCCUCUGUGCGCCGGUCUGAUUCAGACAAACACACUGACACACUGCAGCCAAAUGUUACUGACCAGUCAUCCUGAUACCUCUGGGUCACCGGGGGGGCGGGGCAGUGGAGACGGCUGCUGCCAAGAAUGGUUUCCAGCACAUUUGUACUUUUUUUCUUUUUUUCACUCCUGUCAAAAACAAUAUUCUUAACCGACAAGUUUACCUGACAAGCAGAAAUGAUCUGAUCAUCUGUGCCUUCUUUAUGAUUUAGGCUUUACACCAUUUUCUCAUGAUAUUUGGGCAAAAAAUGCAUCACGUUUAUUUUGAAUACUCCUUACCAUAAAAUGAAGCAACACUGAUGCAUUGGGGUUUUUUAAAGAUGUAAAUAUUAAAACUUUGGAGUUUUUUUUUUCUUUUUUCAAACAGACGAAGAGGCCAAAUCUGUGAUUUGAAUUACACAGCUCUGUUCUCUUCGACUUUCAGAGGAGCUUUUAGAAAUGAUUUAUGAUGCUGCUUGUGUGCAGAGACACACCGAAACAAUUAUUAGACAACAAGCUACACAACAAAUGCAUUAAGACUUGGGCUAAAUUAUUGGGUUGGGAUGAAUCUGACCUAAGAACGUUUUGCUCUUUUGCACUUAGCUACGACUGUUAAUGGAUAUUUCAGCUCUAAUUUAGCUGGUAUCUCACACAUGAAGUGAUUUCUAAUCUAACAAUGUUUAUUUGUGGUGUUUUAUUGAAAGAAUCUCAAAAUUGUUGACUUUCAUGACUUUGGGGAGCAGAAUAAUCAGAACAUUUAUUCUUUCUUGCACCUGCCAAGAACAUCAUUAAAUGUUUAUUUGUCAAAAUGGUUUUGAUAUGUAUGCACAGAGUAUCAUGCAAAAAAGGAACAUUCUGAGUUCUUCAGUACUAUUUUUCUGGUGUGUAUUUAUUGAAUCCUAUCCAAUAGAAAUGGCCAUACUGAAAUAAAAAUCAGCGUGUUGAAUUGGUCCUUUUUGUGGUUUUGAUGAGAUGCCUUUUCUACUUAUUAACUUGUUCCCACAUGUAGCUGAGGAACAUGCAAAAAAAAUUAGAAAAAAGAAAAAAAAAAAGAGUCUGACAGGAGACUGAAACAAGGUUACUGCAAAGGGAAAUGUGG
Messenger RNA from Menidia menidia (Atlantic silverside), 4737 nucleotides. NCBI's taxonomy places the organism in Eukaryota, Metazoa, Chordata, Actinopteri, Atheriniformes, Atherinopsidae. The record is from the annotation of a GenBank genome assembly.